Molecule: messenger RNA, 775 nt
Organism: Fusarium odoratissimum NRRL 54006
Lineage: Eukaryota; Fungi; Ascomycota; Sordariomycetes; Hypocreales; Nectriaceae
Product: mitochondrial import inner membrane translocase subunit TIM9
Exons: 3
Coding region: 137-400 (87 amino acids)
Source: RefSeq, a predicted model, not a curated record
CGGCCGAGUCCCGAGCUCUCUAGCCUGCUUAUCUCAAAAUUUCAGUCUCCAUAUCAAACCGACAACGUCAAUCCACCUCGACAAGCCUCAUAACCUCGAUUUCAUCAACCACAUCAGCCCCCUUUAAGCCGUCAAAAUGGAUAUGCUUUCCGCAGCUGAGCAGCGCACUCUUGAGCAGCGCAUGCAGAAGCGCCAGGUCAAGGAGUUUAUGGGUGCAUUUGGUGGUCUUGUUGAGCACUGCUUCAUGUCCUGUGUCGAUGACUUCACCUCAAAGGCCAUCUCAACCCGAGAAAGUGGCUGCAUCAACCGAUGCGUUCAGAAGUGGAUGGCUUCUCAACAGCGCAUCAGCGACCGCUUCCAAGAGCACAACGCCCAGCUCACAGCUCAGAUGAACAAAUAAACGCGAAAUACUCGAGAGACGAGACAUGUACGAUUAGCAAGGAGGGCGACAAGGGGAAAUACACACAAAAUCUGUUCUGUUGAUAUCAGAUGUGCUCCGGAUUAUAUAUGAGAUCGAAAAGACGGAACGCUGUUUAUGACCAUGAUACGCCGUGUGGCUAGGUCUCAUGGCACCAGAUGCACUUGUAUAUUAUUACGGGCUACAGGCAUGAGGUGCUUGGGCUUAAGCUGUCACCAAGGAAUGAAUUUAUAACCCAUUCUUACUCAUUUCUGAUGUCCCUUCUCGCCCUUGCAACUCAACUUGACAAGGCAGCAAGCAUUUCUGAUCGCAAAUCUUAUUACAGACCGGCGAGCCGGUUCACAGGAUAGGUCGGUU